Messenger RNA from Epithele typhae, 3252 nucleotides. Its product is annotated as PNTB-domain-containing protein. Gene Ontology annotation, cellular component: mitochondrial inner membrane. The coding region runs from base 1 to 3252 and encodes 1083 amino acids. The transcript has 21 exons. The record is from RefSeq and is a predicted model, not a curated record. Gene Ontology annotation, molecular function: NAD binding; NADP binding. NCBI's taxonomy places the organism in Eukaryota, Fungi, Basidiomycota, Agaricomycetes, Polyporales, Epitheliaceae. Gene Ontology annotation, biological process: proton transmembrane transport; NADPH regeneration.
AUGGCCCUCGACAGGCUCCUCGUCGGCGCGUGGAGUGUUCGUUGCAGGGGCAGCAUCAGCCCGAGGGGGGCUCGUGCUCUUCCAGCGCCGCUUUCGUGCUUUUACCGCUCAUUUCACUCCGCCCUCCCGCACCGGAACGCCCCAAGCAGCCCAGAUUCCAAGCCUGCGGGCGCCGCAAGCGGACCCGCCCCCGAAGCAGCAGGAAUCCCCUACUCCGACCUCGUUGUCGGUGUCCCCCGUGAAACGUUCCCCAAUGAGCGAAGAGUCGCCCUCACGCCCCAGAACACUGCCCUGCUCCUCAAGAAGGGCUUCCGUCAGGUCCUUGUAGAGCGUUCGGCCGGUUUAGAAGCGCAGUUCCUAGAUGAGCACUACACCGCGGCGGGGGCGACGCUCGUAGACAAGGCGCAACUUUUAGAACAGUCGGACAUCCUUCUCAAGGUCCGAGCACCAGCGUUGGGCGGGGAAGUAGAAAGCGUCAAGCGGGGCAGCACCCUCAUCUCCUUCUUGUAUCCCAAUCAGAACAAGCCGGUCGUUGAAGCCCUCGCGGCUAGGAGCGCAACGGCGUUCGCCAUGGAGAUGAUACCUCGUAUAUCCCGCGCCCAGGUCUUCGAUGCGUUGAGUUCUAUGGCGAACAUUGCUGGAUACAAGGCGGUUUUAGAAGCUGCUAAUCACUUCGGCCGUUAUUUCACUGGUCAGGUCACCGCCGCUGGGUACGUCCCACCAUGCAAAGUUCUAGUCAUUGGUGCCGGGGUUGCAGGAUUGAGUGCGAUCGUCACGGCUCGCCGUAUGGGUGCUAUUGUACGCGGUUUCGAUACUCGUGCGGCCACUAAAGAACAGGUUCAAUCCCUCGGCGCUGAGUUCCUCACGGUUGAGGUUGAAGAGUCUGGUGACGGACAAGGCGGAUAUGCUAAGGAAAUGUCCAAGGAGUUCAUCGAAGCUGAGAUGGCACUCUUCAUGGAGCAAUGCAAGGAAGUCGACAUUGUGAUCACCACUGCUCUCAUCCCCGGACGACCUGCACCCAGGCUCAUCACUGAGGAGGCAAGUAUGGUCUCUGCCAUGAAACAGGGCUCAGUAAUUGUGGACCUCGCCGCGGAAACCGGUGGAAACUGUGCGGUGACGAAGCCUGGCGAACUUAGCGUUCACAAGGGUGUCACUGUCAUUGGUUACACUGACCUGCCCUCGCGUCUACCCACUCAAUCGUCAACCCUCUACUCGAACAACGUCACCAAGUUCUUGCUUUCUAUUGGUACAGACAACCGGUUCAAUGUCAACCUCGAGGACGAAGUCGUCCGUGGCGCAAUCGUCGUGCACAACGGCAACCUCCUUCCUCCUGCUCCUCGUCCUGCCCCACCGCCUGUUGCUGCUCCGAGCGCCACUCAAGCCGCCGAAGUAAUUGAGUCUAAGGCUUUGACUCCCUGGCAAAAGGCAACACGUGAAGUUGCUCUUGUGACAUCUGGCAUGGGUGGUGUUGUUGCGCUCGGAAAGCUGGCAGGUCCGGUGUUCAUGGCCAACUUCUUCACCUUUGGUCUCGCCGGGUUGAUCGGUUACCGUGUCGUCUGGGGUGUCUCACACGCCCUGCAUUCGCCACUCAUGUCCGUGACGAACGCCAUCUCCGGGAUGGUGGGUAUUGGAGGCCUGUUCGUCAUGGGCGGUGGCUACCUUCCACACACGAUUCCACAGGCUCUCGGUGCUGCGUCAGUCCUGCUAGCGAGUGUGAACGUCGCUGGCGGUUUCGUGAUCACUAAACGCAUGCUGGAUAUGUUCAAGCGUAACACUGAUCCUCCGGAAUAUGCUUGGCUUUACAGUAUCCCUGCAGCGGCCUACACCGGAGGCUUCCUUUGGGCGGCGAGCACCGGCAUGGCGGGUAUUGUCCAAGCCGGCUACCUUGCUAGCAGUGUUCUUUGCAUCAGCUCCAUCUCCGGUCUCGCUUCGCAGGCCACGGCGAGGCAAGGAAACGUUCUCGGAAUGCUCGGUGUGGGUUCCGGUAUUCUAGCCUCCCUCGCUGCUGUUGGCUUCCCACCCGAAGUCCUUGCGCAAUUCGGCAUUAUGGCUGCACUUGGGGGCACGUUCGGCACCGUCAUUGGACGUCGUAUCACUGCCAUCGAGCUUCCAGAGAUGGUGGCUGCACUUCACUCCGUAGUCGGUCUCGCCGCCGUCAUGACCAGCAUCGCAAGUGUACUCGCCGACCUCGGUCACGCCUCCACGUUGCACUUGGUUACUGCGUACCUCGGAGUUCUCAUUGGCGGGAUCACCUUCACCGGCUCCGUCGUUGCAUUCCUCAAACUUGCCGGCCGUAUGUCCUCGCGUCCGCUCUACAUUCCCGCCAAGCACUUGGUCAACUCUUCCCUGCUUGCGACGAACAUCGCAACGAUGGGCGCAUUCGUGACAAUGGCGCCCUCCGCUCCACUGGUUGCGGCUGGCUUCCUGGGUGCGAACGCCAUUCUCAGUUUCAUCAAGGGCGUAACGACUACCGCGGCCAUUGGUGGUGCAGACAUGCCGGUUGUUAUCACGGUGCUCAACGCUUACUCGGGCUUUGCGCUGGUGGCCGAGGGCUUCAUGCUAGACAAUCCCUUGCUCACAACCGUCGGAUCACUGAUCGGGGUCAGCGGUUCCAUCCUGUCGUACAUCAUGUGCGUUGCCAUGAACCGGACCCUGACAAACGUCCUGUUUGGCGGAAUCAGCGCGCCGGUGGCAGAAGCGCAGCAAAUCGAGGGGACGAUCACGAAAGCAACGGUGGAUGAUGCGAUUGACAGCUUGCUCAACUCAGAGAACGUUAUUUUCGUCGUAGGAUAUGGCAUGGCAGUCGCAAAGGCCCAAUAUGCAAUUGCAGACGUUGUGAACAUGCUCAAGAGCAAGGGUAUCAAAGUUCGCUUUGCCAUACACCCCGUCGCCGGAAGGAUGCCGGGUCAGUGCAACGUGCUCCUUGCGGAGACUGGAUUGCCGUACGACAUCGUCUUCGGGCUUGAGGAAAUCAACGACGACUUUGCGGAGACAGAUGUGACGCUCGUCAUUGGUGCGAACGACACUGUAAACCCCGUCGCCCUGGAGCCUGGGUCGCCGAUCGCGGGAAUGCCUGUCCUUCACGCUUGGAAGAGCAAACAAGUCAUCGUCAUGAAACGCGGAAUGUCUGGAGGCUAUGCCGACGUCCCGAACCCGAUGUUCUUCAUGCCCGGCACGAAAAUGCUCUUUGGGGACGCACGCGAGACUUGCGAGGCCAUCAAGCGAGGCCUCGAAGCACGGAUCUCUCAGUAA